Molecule: messenger RNA, 1059 nt
Organism: Hansenula anomala
Lineage: Eukaryota; Fungi; Ascomycota; Saccharomycetes; Phaffomycetales; Wickerhamomycetaceae
Gene: RSM23
Product: mitochondrial 37S ribosomal protein mS29
Exons: 1
Cellular component (GO): mitochondrial small ribosomal subunit
Molecular function (GO): structural constituent of ribosome
Source: RefSeq, a predicted model, not a curated record
AACACAGUUGUCAAAUAUACUCAAUUGCAAAUGAAGAAAUUAGUUAUUAGUGGUUCUUUCAAGAAUAACCAAUUUAGAGAAUUGUUUCAAACUCCAAUAACGCUCGUUACAAAAGAUACUAAACACAUGCAAAGUUUUGUUAAAAAGGCCUCUACAUCAAAUUCCAAAAAUAAUAGAAUAUGUCUUUUAGGUGAAAAUGGUAUUGGGAAAACAAGUUUAUUGGGACAAACACAAGCCUUGAUUUCCAAUUUGGGUGAUUCAGUUAUCAUUCCUAUUCCACAUGCAACACAAUUAGUCAAUGGUCGUAAUGAUUUCACCCUUGACCAACAAACUAAACUAUACACCCAACCAAUGUUUUUAAAGCGCUUUUUAGACAAGAUUUUGAGGGUUAAUGAUAAAAUUUUAACCAAAAUACCAAUCAAGAAUGAAUAUUCAUUUGAAGGUAAUACUAGACAUAAAAGUCAAGUUAAAGCCACACCAAACAGACACACUCUAUAUGAUUUAGUGAAAUUGAGUGUUGCUCCAAGAUAUCGUGGGAAACAAUUUGAUGCAAUCAUUUAUGAAUUAACUGAACAAGAUAAAGUUCCUGUGUUUUUAACAGUGGAUCACUUCAAUUCUUUAACCUCAGAUUUCCAAACCGCAUACCGUGAUACAGAAAACAAAAGUGUUCAUGUUGAAAAAUUCCAAAUUGGUAAAUUAAUUUUUGAAUUUGCUAGUGGUGCUAAAUCUUUCAAGAAAGGUGGUGUUAUAUUAGUCACUUCAACAGAUGCAAAAACUACCGAUACAUUGAAUGCUGGAUUAGGCUUAUCUGAACCAGAUCCUUACACUCCAGAACAUAGAUGGGAUCGUGAAUUAUCUGAAAAAUUGAAAGGUGUUAAACCUUAUCAAUUGCAUAAAUUUUCAAAAGAAAAUGUAUCUACAUUAGUGGAGAAAUUCAUUGAUGCUGAUAUUUUCAAAACCAGUGAUUUACAAGGAAACACUUUUGAAAAUUUGGUCAGUCAAAAAUAUAUUUUAAGUGGUAAUGGUAAUCCUGGUGAAUUGAUUAAAUCUAUUGUCAUG